UUCAGUCAGUGAUUUCUUUUUGAGAUGUUUGGAAACACGUGGCGCUAGUGUUCUCCGUCCUCCUGUGUGACUGUGAUUGUCAAUCGUGGAUGUGGAAUGUUUUGUGUUGUGAAUUAGUGCUCGUUUAAAAGAAAUUGUUUUAGUUUCAUUUGUCAUGCGGUUACAUGCGAGUAUCGUUAGAUAAGUAAGGGCAGUGCUGUGAUAUUGCAGAAACAAUCCAAACAGUGUGGAAUGGUUCGGGAGUGUUGGCGUUGUUUUGUCGAUUUGCGCAGUUGAGGCGAGCUCGGCACGAUGGGGAAGCUGCUUUCGAAAAUUUUUGGCAACAAGGAGAUGAGGAUACUGAUGCUGGGACUCGACGCUGCGGGAAAGACUACUAUUUUAUAUAAAUUAAAAUUAGGUCAGUCAGUCACAACGAUACCCACAGUUGGUUUCAAUGUAGAAACUGUAACGUAUAAAAAUGUAAAAUUUAACGUAUGGGACGUCGGGGGGCAGGACAAAAUACGACCGCUCUGGAGGCAUUAUUAUACAGGCACUCAAGGUCUGAUCUUCGUGGUGGACUGCGCCGACCGGGACCGCAUCGACGAGGCGCGCCAGGAGCUGCACAGGAUCAUCAACGACCGCGAGAUGCGCGACGCCAUUAUACUCAUCUUCGCCAACAAGCAGGACUUGCCUGACGCGAUGAAACCGCACGAGAUUCAAGAGAAAUUAGGGUUGACGCGCAUCAGGGACCGCAACUGGUACGUGCAGCCGUCGUGCGCCACGUCGGGCGACGGGCUGUACGAGGGGCUCACGUGGCUCACGACCAACCACAAGUUAUGAGCUGCGGAGUAGGCGGUGCCUGCCGCCUCCAGCACGCACGAUGACAAUUUCGAUGCCAUUUAUUAUAAGUAUGCAGCGUCUGUGCUUGUUGGUCCGUGAUAUACAAGAUCCAGUGAACCAGUGUUGGUUGUUGAUUGGACUCAAAGUGAGGGUACACAGACAUUAACGCAGUGAACCUAAAGACAUUACAUAGUUAGCAUACAAGUGAACUAAUUGUAACACAAAUGAGAAAUCAAUUAUUCCAUUAUUUAAAUGAAAAAAAAAAUUAGAGCUUUGUUGUAUCGAAAUAUUUGAUUAUUAUUUUUUUAUGUUAUUUAAAAAAUAUGAAACGAUUACAUAGAGUAAAAUAUGUUUUUUUUUUAUUAUUAUUAUUAUAUUAUUAAUGUUUACCUCCAUUUCUUUUGUACAUGAUAAUAAAGUAGUAGGAAGUUUAUAAUAUUAUGGUGGCAUAUUACAAAGUGCGAAUGUUAGUUUUUUGUUUUUUUUUUAUUAGAAAAAACUCCAUGGGAGAGCCUCCUUUUUAGACUAUACUUGCCUAAAAUUGUAACAUGAUUUUUGUUACAAAGUAUCUUUGAACAUUUUAGUGUAUUAACUUUACUCUUUGAUGAAAAAGAUCCAACAAUUAGGUAUAUUAAAUGCAAUCGGUACAAGUCAGCAGUGGCGUGCAUAAGGUUGUUAACUAAGGCAGGCGCUAAACGAAUAAAAAUAAUUCACUCACGUCAUUUCGUAUGAUCCAAGAUAAACACAUCUCUUAUACCUCUCUUGUGAUACCCUAAUAUAGAUCUAUAGAUCUGCUAUUCUGUAAUAUUCUUAUUUUGUAUAACUCACAAAUGUGUUUCGGAUUCAACUCCAUCUCUCUCUGUCUAACACGAUACUAUAGCAAGAGAAAGACAGAGGUCAAAUCGAAAGUAGAGUUAGACGAAACAUCGUUACAUAAUAGUGGGAUUUUUUAUAUUCAUAGCGUUUUUGUGUUACAUCGUAACAAACAAACUAAAACCAAAUAUUACCUUAUAUUAUUUUAGAUAUCUAGUCUAUGUCCGAUUUUAACCACUAAAGCCUUUAUAUCUUAAUAUACUAAGGGAAUUUGCAUGGUGUUUAAUGUGAACAUAACGUAAAAAUAAUGGCUUCUUUUUUUCUUGACGUUCGCACAUCGUAAAAUGCUACCUACAACGCUGGUUGCACAUUGGCUUUGAUCGUAUUUUUUUUUGUUCUUUACAAGUUAGAAAUUGACUACAAUCUCACCUGAUGGUAAGUGAUGAUGCAAUCUAAGAUGGAAGCGAGUUAACUUGUUAGGAUUAGAAUGAAAAUCCACACCCCUUUCGGUUUCUACACGACCACGCAUCGGAACGCUAAAUCGCUUGGCGCGGUACGUCUGCCGGUAGGGUGGUAACUAGCCGCGGCCGACGCCGCCCACCAGCCACAAUAUAAUGCGAGGAAUUACCAUAUCCUACGCCAAAGCUUCUGGCAUGGGGACAGCAAAACCAUAACACUGAAGGCAUUAUAUUAUCUAGUCUACCUAUGAUCAUAUAGAUUGAUCUCUGCCUUUGAUUGAGAGGGCGUAGGUUUGAAUCCGGUCCGGGGCAUGCAUUUCCAACUUUUUAGUUACCUAUGUGCAUUUUAAGAAAUAAAAUAUUAUGUGCUUCAAAAGAAUAACAUCGUGAGGAAACUUGGAUACCUGAGAUUUUUUUAAAUUCCAAUCUGCCAAUCCGCAUUGGGCCAGCGCGUUGGCCAUCCUAACCCCUCUCAUUCUAAAAGGAGACUCGUGCUCAACAGUGAGCCGAAUAGGAGUUGUUAAUGAUGAUGAUAAUUAUCUAUGAGUUAAGUAUAGGCCCAGGAACAAAAUAUUUAUUAACGACCAUAAUAUCUAGCUUUGUGUGUGUGUUAUUGUGGAAUUAAAAAGUUAGUAGUGCUUAGAAGAACAUGUUAAGCCCAUUGGUCCUGCUGGUCUAUUCACUAUUUUGGUCUUAUUAUAAACAUAUUGAAGUGGACAACAAAGUGUCAUCUACAUAUCCGACGUAAGCACCGGAUGACAUUUAUAAUUUGUAUCAUAGUAUGUGGAUGAAAUUUUGUCAAUUGAUUUGUUUUUUAUUUUGAUGGGUUGAUAAUAAAGAUCAAGAUAGCAAAAAGCGUCCCUGGUUAUUGUCAUGAACAUCUGAUAGUGGUUUAAAGAUUUUAACAUUAUCAGCCUAUCCGGCGCCAUACCCCAUUGGCUGAUUAUGAUGAUGAUGAUGAUAAUAAUGAUGAUGAUGAUGAUGAUGAUGAUGAUGAUGAUGAUAAUGAUGGUGAUGGUUAUGAUCUUUUGCUUUACUAUACUAUUCACGAUCUAUUUAUCAACGACAGUCAUCUAUUAAAGAUCUGUUUUAGGACGAAAGCCAAUAUGCCGCCAGCCAAGUAUGUACGUUAUUUGAUAAUAGUAUAUGACAGUCGCGAUAGGAGAAAGAUUUAAUACGAGUAUUUAUAAAGCAAUAACGAAAGCACGCCUGCGUAAAUAUAGUGUAAUAUUGUACAGUAGCUUAUUUUGAAUUGGUAAUGCAAAUAUACAGUAGAUUUUGACUCGAGACAGACUGAACUUUUGUGUAUAAUAUGGGCGUAUUUAUAUUCUAAACGAAUUGCGGUAUAAUAAAAAAAUAUUAGUGUAAAAAGUGUUGAAAGAAAUCCUAUUAAUUGAUUAUACUGCUAAAGCGUGGUAUAAGCUCUGAGUAUGUCGGACUAGUUUCGAACCCAUACGGGAUCCUUAUUCAUGAGCUGGUUCCUUCAACGCGGCACUAUCCAAUCCGCAAAUCAUUAUAUCCGUUUUGAUAAGGCUUCUGCCCCCCCUAGCCAAAUGGUACAUCGAUUCUCUUUUUACAAUCGCUAACGCUUCGAAAACUAGAAAGAUGAAUGGGACUGAUAUUUGCUAUCAACAGGUCACGUGAUCAAGAUCUGUUAUUCCCAGUUUUCGAAGCAUUAGCGAUCGUAGAAAGAGAAACGACGUGCCACUUGGCUAGGGGGGGCUGUAUUGUCAAGGGAAAAGUUUCUAGUACCUCGUAAGAUACGAGAAGCAAAGAAAUUAGUUGUCACCCGAAUAUUAAUCGGGAUCAUGGGUGGUUGCUGCAGACAGCGAGGAAACCGGUAUUUCUAUCAUUGUCGCAAAUAACAAACUUGGUACAAGAUAUUAGUUCGGUUUGCUCACAAGAAGAGUCUAAUGAAGAUGACAUUAAUGAACCGUAGGAGAGAGUAACGGAACCUUCACUCCCCACCACUCAACGCCUCUCCUAACGCGCAAUGCGAGCGGCUGCGCGCCGCGCCGCCGCUUCGGAAUUUGGAUCGUGCCGCGUUGCCAGAAGCAGCUCAUGACUAAGGACCCCGUAUGGGUGCGAAACUAGUCGGCCAUAUUCCGACCUCAUAUCACGUGUUAGCCGUGUUUAAUCAAUUAAUAUGAAUAACACUCACGAUAGUUUAAAUUCUAAAAUAUGUAAAUCCUAUUAGAUUUAUUGCAAGGGCUUUGUUUUUUUUUUUAAUAGGAAUGCAUGUAAAAUAUUCUUAACACAAUUGACAUUCCCCAUAUACGGAUCUGGUUUACAGUAAUAACUAAAACUGUUUAAAACUUAAGUGUGAAUUAUUUUAUUUAAUCGAGUACUAAGCCGACAGCGUAUACUCGUUUUCCGUAUUCGUUUUCCUAAUGUGUAAUUUCGAUUUGGAAUUCCGUGAGACUACCGCACAGACUUUACUUCAUUCGGAAUGUAUAGUGUCGCGGAAUUUAUUCCGUUCUGAAAAAAACGUGUGCGUCAUUUAAUGUAUUUUAUAUUGAUUACAUGCAUUCGGUUUUCCGCACACGGUAAACGUGUGUAUGCGGUCGGUCUUCGCAGGAUAGUCAUUAGAACCUGUUUGAAAUAGUUUUUUCCUUGUCAGAAUAGAUAAUAUUUUGUAGUAUAAUUUAUUAACUUCUAUGGAAAAAAUGAAAUGUCAAACAUAGUGGGAUUUAUCAACUGAAAGUUAAACUAACUAGUUUCCUCAAAUUAUCGAAUGAUGGUUUUGAUGAGUUUGUUGUAUUUAAAUAGAAAAACCUCGUAAUGGAUGUGAUUAGAUUGAACUAGUAUUUUGAAAAAAAAAAUGGGCUUUUUAUAAGCUUUUAUUAAACACAAUUAUGCGAAAGUUAGUUUUUAAAGCUGAACCGAUCUUGACUAAAUUUGACUAUUUGAUAUAAAUUGCAAGUACUUGCACCUGUGUGUUAUUUUUUAGUUUAUUCUUUAACAUUUUGUAUUUUUGUAUUCUAAUUUCACUAUCAAUAUUUUUACGAGAAUAUGAUUGUUAAAAAUGUCAUAUGAUAAUUAUUAUUUACUUUAGACAAUUUGUGGCGGUUGCAGUGCGUAACCGGAUCCGAAUCUGUGAAAAUACAUCCUGAAGUGAUCAUAGAACUACUUUGUAUGCUGAUAUUUUGUCUGUUUCUCUUUAUCGCAUAUUUGCGCAUCUGGAAUCAAAUCAGGCAUAUGAGUAUCCACACUGUUUGACAGCGACGCGGAUACCAAAUUCCGAAUUCGGUCCAUAUAGAGUUACGCAUAGUAAGUAGUAACAAUGAUUGGGGCAGAUUUUUACAAGUAUCCGUAUUUUUAGGCAUUCAGAUCAGAUGCAGUCCGUAACCGCCCUAAUAAAAAAAACACUUGACGUGUUUCGCUUGAAGUUUCUGCAUAAAAAGCUUUAUAUGUUUAUUGUAUUGGACUAGGAAAUUAUAGACAAACCAUAAAACUGAGUGCCCGUCUAUGCGGUAUAGAGGUGCGACCGAAGAUUAUAUAACAUAGAUAUUAUAUCACUAGCGCAUCAAAACUGAAGCGUCUUAAUUUCAUUGAGUCACAUAGUAAAAAACUAAAUUUAUUUAAAUAAAUCAUACCUAAAUAUUGUGUACAAUGUCGACUUGUGUGUUCAGAAACUGUAAAAACCUGUAUAAUAUACACAAAUAUAUAUAAUAGUAUUAAAUAGAAAAUUGUGCGUGUGUGCGCUCAGUGGAGUAGCUACAUUCGGAUCACUGCGAUGAUUUUGUAGGCACGUAACAUAUCUUUAUAAAAUAUCGUUGGGUGCGGCGUAUAUUAAUGAGCGUAUGAAGAAUACAUCUGCCGCUCGCUCUCCAAUUGCUCUUCUGAGGGCUUACCUUGCCAUUGGGUACCGCAUAGGACAGCUUCGUGACUUAGACUUGUGACUUGAAUUAAAGUCCGGCCGCUCAGAGAGAUCUCCGAGCUGGUUUCUGUUAGGUCAUGACCGAAGUGAAUUACAUUGCCUCUUGAUCGUGUCUGAUGAGACAAAAUCACGAGGCCAUGUAAUUGAAUAUGUUUGUCCCAUUCGCUCACGACCAAUUAAAAAUUAAAAUUAAAAUUAAACGCAAUCUCUGAGCGGCCGGACUUUAAUUCAAGUUCACUCCUACGCGAUCGAAUAUGCACCACUCUGACAGUAGAUGUAUACUGAAACAGAAAACAGCUAAACUCGCAUGAUUAUUGUCGAAAUAUGAUUAAAGUAGCUUGUUUAUGCAACGCGGCUUAAAUAUAACUCAACUGUUUAGUUAAAAUAAGUAAGUUCAGUUUUCCGUGAUAUUUAAUUUAUGAAUUUCCCUAAAUCUGAGGCGAAAAUUCCCAUUACUAUAGAAUUCCUGUUACUAUUUGCUAAGCUUAUUUAUACGUGCAAAGCUUUAGUUUAUGAUAAAAUAUUUGGACAGUUAUAAUGAAAACAUAAGCAGUGUAAUUCCAUCAGAUUAUUCCAUAGACUAUGGAGACAUUUCUAUUAUUUUUGUAAUUCUUUAUUUUGUAAAGAUAUGUAUUUAAAAUAUGUAAAUAUUGAGAAUGUUAUUAUCCAAGUCCUAUUUAAAAAAUGUUAAGAAAUUUAGUACCUAUUGGAUGAGUUUCUGAACGAUUGAGGACAAUUGAAAAUGGGCCUUUAAAGUUUUACAGUGGGAUUUGAAAAUGUAAAAUUAUUAUGGUUUCCAAACGGUAGAUUCGUAGGCCGUACUACUCAAAAUGGCCUUAAAACCUAUUUGCCAAUCAGACUUCUUUGUGGGCUCUGAAAAGAUAAUAUAUGAUGCCCGGAUAGUCUUAGGAAUUGAGUUCACAAAUGUUAAUGAGAUUAUGUAUUUACUAUUUAGAGUUAUAUUUUAUUAGGUAUUUAUAUUUAAAGUGCAAUGUUUAGGCUCUGGAAAGUAUAUAAAGUAUGAUGUAUUUUGAUUUUUGAAUAAUUUAAAAUUGUUUGGCUGGUUGUAAAUUUAUAGAAUGCCGUGUGGUUGAGUUGCAGUCUGCUGUAUAAUAUUUGUAGAAAGUUAUUCAAUAUAAAUUCACACUUA
Messenger RNA from Bicyclus anynana (squinting bush brown), 7120 nucleotides. RefSeq names its product ADP-ribosylation factor 6 (gene Arf51F). The record is from RefSeq and is a predicted model, not a curated record. Gene Ontology annotation, cellular component: cytoplasm. NCBI's taxonomy places the organism in Eukaryota, Metazoa, Arthropoda, Insecta, Lepidoptera, Nymphalidae. The transcript is spliced from 7 exons. The coding region runs from base 292 to 819 and encodes 175 amino acids. Gene Ontology annotation, molecular function: GTP binding; GTPase activity. Gene Ontology annotation, biological process: vesicle-mediated transport; intracellular protein transport.